Messenger RNA from Frieseomelitta varia, 4393 nucleotides. Its product is annotated as PAT complex subunit CCDC47-like. The transcript is spliced from 5 exons. Gene Ontology annotation, biological process: endoplasmic reticulum calcium ion homeostasis. Gene Ontology annotation, molecular function: calcium ion binding. Gene Ontology annotation, cellular component: endoplasmic reticulum. NCBI's taxonomy places the organism in Eukaryota, Metazoa, Arthropoda, Insecta, Hymenoptera, Apidae. Bases 37 to 3777 code for a protein of 1246 amino acids. The record is from RefSeq and is a predicted model, not a curated record.
GUGGAAAUUGUUCACAAUUUUUCACGUGGCUCAACCAUGCAAAACUUUGAUGAUCUUGAUAUAGAAGGACGUAAUCCCUCUCAUUUAUCGGAAGCAGACAAAGAGAAGGAAGAGUAUGAUCGAAAACGUUUAAUGAGGAGCAGCGUCACUGCCGAAGAUGGCACUCUCAGACCUGUAUACUCUGAAACAGAAGAUGGUGAUAUAUGGUGUCAUAUAUGUAAUAUUGCUCUAUUUGGAGCACAUAAAUUACUAAAUCAUAAUAUGUGUAAUCGUCACAAAAUGAAAUUAAACGAAUGGCCGUACCCAGUUUUAUUAUGGUCGAAACGGUCAGACAUUGUAAAAACAGCUCCACCUGUACAAUCAACUGCCAUUGGUGAUGGUCUGGCACCUGGAGAACCAGUACCACCAGGCAUGGAAGAUCAAAUAACCAGAACAACUACGAUUCAGAUGAGUCUGGAUCGACAUAGAAGUUCUCCGCUUGUUGGUCUUGAAUAUCUGCUUGAAUUGGUCGAUAAUGACUCUUGCGAACCCAGUUAUACAUGUGUUUUGUGUGAUAAACGAGGUGACCCUCGCACUGUUAUGGCUCAUAUUACCAGUUAUAAUCACAGAAUAACUUAUCUAAAUAGACAUUUCCCAACAAUAUCGCGAGCAAUUACGGAAUUACCGCGUACUCCUAAUUAUAAGCGUGGAGCUAAUGAAAUAUCUGUGUUAGUGGCUAAGAAGAUCGAAGAACGAUUUGGAAGAUUGCAGCCGCAGUUGGUCGACAAGAAUCAAUUCGAAAAAAAUAAAAUGCAAUACAUCAAGAGGGUCUAUCAGGAUUACCAUUUUAGGGAAACGCCAGAGUUAACGUUUAUGGAUGUUUACGAUGUGCGAUGGGUAACAAACUUCGAAGAGAAGAUGGCUGAAAUGACUGGUAAUAGUAAUUCAAAAAAAGAUUCUCAACCUGCUGAUGAGAAACAAGACAGUAAACAUAAAAGUGAAGAUAAGAAAACUGAAAAGUUAUCUCCAAAAAAAACAGAGUCGAAAUCAGACACUACAAAAUCGGGUUUCAAGAUCCGUAUUCUCACGAGGGAUAAAUUAAGUAUACGUAAACCCUUAGAUAAAGACGAAGAGAACGUGAAAAAGUCCCCCAAACGCCCCUCCGACGAGACGAAAUCUCUCUCGUCACUUUCGAGUAUAUCAAGUAGCCCAUCGCCGUCGCGUUCCAGAUCGCGAUCACCUGUUCGUAGCCGUAAAGCCAGUUCAGUAGAUAAAAGUGGAAAGUAUCGUAGUAAAUCGCGUUAUUCGCGUGAUCGUACGCGUUCACGUACGCGUUCGCGUUCACGUUCCCCAGAGCCACUUAGGGAGCGAGAUAAGUGGGACAAAUAUCGAGAGCAAAUCAGACGUGCCGAGGAAACACUCGAUCGCGCGUUAAAGUUUCACGAGAAGAACCCAGAGAAGCAUCCGUCUUAUCCGGACGAAUGGAAAAAGUUUUGGAACAGGCGGUAUAAAGAGUUGCAAGCCGAGGGCAAAGAUCCAAGCAAACAUGACUUUAAACCCGAGUGGAUUGAGUUUUGGAACAAACGAAUGCGCGAAAUUCACAACGAACAGCUGCAACAGCGGAAGGAGGAGAUCAGGAAACGAUUGGAAUUGCCGGAAGAUAAGCCGCCGGAGAAAUGGAUUCCAUCGAACAGGCGCGACAGAUCGCCUAAAAGGAGUCGCCAUCGCGUGGAGAGCGACGACGAGGUGGAAUAUGUGGGCACGAAGACGAUAAAGACGGAUUAUUACGAUCGUCAUGACAUGAGGGAACGUGAUUACGCGUACUCUUCAUACAUGCGUGGAAGGGGAAGCAUGUAUAGAAGCAGUUACUACCCUACCCGAGGUAUUCCACCUCGUACCAGACCGAUACAUUACGCGACACCGUAUCCCGUGAAAGAUAAAUCCCCGAGUCCAAUACCGGAUGAAGUACUGACCGAGGAUUUAGAAGUCGUCGGUUUAUUGCGACUACUUACAGCACUGGAAGCUCAAUUAGGUUCUCUCGGGCCAAAAAUAGUAUCGCUCCUCUCGAAAGCGUUAGCAGCGGAAAAGGCGAAACCUAACUCUGCCGAAGAGCUGUUAUACGACGAAGAGGUGAGCGUGCUGUUCGAAACGGUUAAAGAAAAACUGAAAGGUCAGUUGUUUGCGGGGAUGAUAGAGAAAAUGGCCAUAAUGCCGACGAAGACUGCGAUACAAAACAUCGCUCAGUUGUUGCACAAAGCGACGGAAAAUAAAAAGAAAAUGGAGGAGGAGAAGAAGAAGAAGCGGGAGUUGGAAGCUGCCAGGUCAACAAGCUAUAUACCCAGGACUAUUUAUCCGCGGCCGGUCGAGAUCAUUGCACCGACGAUUAAGUCCGAACCCGUUAGCGUACCUGGUGUCGGGACUGUAGACAAAGUAGCUAUAGCUCAGCAGAUAGCAGCUGCUUUGGUGGCGCAAGGUAGAUCUAACGUGUCGCAGGAGGAACUGGAAACUCUCAUUAACGCCGUCGUAGGAAUGGCCGAGGCGUCUAAAAAUUCUGAUAAGCCAGUAACGACCGCUGACUUUGUCAAGGGAUUGUCAAGCGGAAAUAAUGCUCUUUCUCAGACUGCGACACCUGCACCCGCUGCUUCGACGGCAGUGGAUACGAUUGAACGUCAAACUUCCAGAAUGGAGAGUCUGUCGGAUGCAGACUUAAAGUCACUUCUACAGAACUUCAAGGACUUGACCACUCAGGAGCAACACGGGCUUAUUAAUUUCUUGAAGAAGCUAGAGGUGACCGACCCGGUCCGAGUGGAAAAGUUAAGAACGUUCGUUAAUCUAGGCACGACGUCCAUAGCAUCAGCAGCGCCAAAGAUAAAGUCACCGACGCCAGAGAAAGUAGAGAUAACUUCUAAAUCGAACAGAAGCAUUUCUCCGUUCUCCGGGCGUAAGAUAAAUCAGAAUCUCGUGGAGGAGGAAGACAAAUGGAAACCGAAGAUAGACAUGUUUGCGAAUGAUGAUGAGGAAGAACAGCCGACCAAGAACGACAAUGAUGACAAACAAAAAAACAAAUUAGACCUCUCGGACGACGAUGACGAUUAUACGUUUGAAGAUAUAUAUAAGGCAGCGGAUAAAAACGUCAGUGAGAAUGAGAAGGCGAAGAAAAAGUCGCGGGCGUUUUCGAAAUCGUUGUCGAAUUCACCGCGAUCGUGGACGCGCUCGCAUUCACGUUCGAGAUCGCGUUCCCCCGUAAGAUCGAAGGAUUUGACGAAAACUAACGAUCCAAAUGCGAUUUUAAACGAGACCAAACGACUAAUAGCUAACAUAAUGGGCGAGCUUCCAAACAAAUACGUGCUAAAAUCGCAUUUAUCCCUCGGGAACGAUAAUUGCGAACAAAACACGGCGAAAGCAGUUGAUCUAAUGUCUAAUACAUCAACGGCUUCGGCACCGAGUUUUUAUAACCAAGAGUACGUUCAAAAUAAUCAACAAUCUUGCUCCCGUCCACAAGGACCUCCUUUAAGUUAUCCGAACAUGUCCAAUCAACAGUUCCAAAAUUAUCCUCAACAAGUUUAUAGUGGUAAUCAGGGUUACAUGGACAAUAGUUAUAAUUAUCAAGGCUACGGUGGUCUAGGUAAUCAGGGUCAAUACAGUGGACCGUCCAUGACGUCGAAUCAAUAUCCAACACAACAAAAUUACGAUGCAUCAGCUUACGUUGGACCACCCGCCGGUCAUUCUUCUAAUUAUUCACAGCAACAACCGCAACAACAAUAUGGGAAUUAUGUGCAGCAACAGCGUUUCUAUUAAAAUGUCGUUCAAUUUAACGGAUCAGUCACAAUUAAUUAUAUAAGGAAUUUUGACAUAAUUGUAAAGCUAUUUGCAAUUGUUAUGGGACUAGUUUUUACCACGGACGCUACAACUAGUGUCCAACGGGGAUGUUUCAAUGUUACUAGUUUCAAGAACCUUAACCGAGAUUUAGAAAUGAUCAGGAUCCUAUCGAAUUUUUAAUUUAGAUGAAUUAAUAUCGUUGUACAUACGUUUUAAUAUAUAAUGGUAUUUUUUUCACUAUUAUAUUGAUCAGAAGCACCCUGAUCAUUUCUACAACAAGAAAAAAGAAAAAAAAACAAGUUGAAAAUACGCUUAUUUCAUUAUCACAAACUUCCCAAUAAAUUUACACAUUUACAUUUUCCCUCGUGCACGAAAUGUUUAUUUCCUCGUCGUUUUUUUAUACGUUUAUAAUCCGCGUGUUAUUAUCGUUCUCGCUAGUAACGAGAAAAAGAAAAUAUAUCGGAGACCGACGAGAUUCUUUUUGUCGUGCAUAUCGCACAGGCGUGGAGUGAGUGUUUUUAAGGAUGGUGUGUAGAAAAAAGUAUUGAUCGAUGUCAACCGGACAAAAGUAAGUAAAGAGGAAAAAAAAAAAAAA